AUGGAUCCUGAAAAUUUGGAAAGAGAGCCCAGAGAUGAGCAGUACGAGGAGAGCAUAUCCAGCGAAGAUAACGACCUCGUUAAGCAAAUUCACAUCCCCGUGGCCAGGGUUAAAAAAAUAAUGAAGGAGGGGGAACACAAAGGGAUGAUAUCCUCCGACGCCCCCGUGGUGCUGGCAAAGGCGUGUGAACUGCUGAUCAGGGACUUGACCCUGCAGUCCUGGACCUGCACUCAGAUGACGAAGAGGUGUACGCUCCAGCGCCAGGACAUAAUCUCGGCCAUCUUCAGGUGCAGCAUUUACAGCUUCCUGCUGGACAUACUGCCGCCGGAGGACAUUAAGCCUUUGAUCCACGCCCCUCAGGUGGUCCACAGGCAAGUGCCCAGGGACUUUCCCGUCACCGGACGCGUGCCCUUCAAUAACGUCCCGACUGAGUUUUUGUACCCCAAGCACCGUCGAGUGAGUCGUCCCAUGCCGUACUCGCACCCGUUUAACACCUAUGCGCAAUCGCCGCAGUUGCUGAAGCCGCCUUUCAUGAGGCAGGCCGUGAUGGCGAAUCACAUGGGAGGAGUAAAUCACCAGGCCUACAAUUUCACUCACCAUGCCGACCCGAAUGAAGUGCCGCUACCAGGAUCGACGGCCCAUUCGUUCUCCUGCACUCUUAUUGGAGAAAUUAGGCACAUAAAGACAUUCUCAUUGGCCGUAAAGGCGUAUGAAAGCAUCACCAACGGACAAAAAGGCACACAAAAGCACCUCCAACGGACAAGAAAGUAUAUAAAAGCACGUUCGUUGGCCGUAAAGGCGUAUGAAACACGGGUGUGUGAACAGAGCAUAAAGGUAAAUGUGAGCCACGUAGCUGUUGAAUUUGUGGAAUAA
This is a messenger RNA of Theileria orientalis strain Shintoku, 873 nucleotides long. Its product is annotated as nuclear transcription factor Y subunit C-2. The record is from RefSeq and is a predicted model, not a curated record. NCBI's taxonomy places the organism in Eukaryota, Apicomplexa, Aconoidasida, Piroplasmida, Theileriidae. Gene Ontology annotation, molecular function: protein heterodimerization activity; DNA-binding transcription activator activity, RNA polymerase II-specific; DNA binding. Gene Ontology annotation, cellular component: nucleus. The transcript has 7 exons. Gene Ontology annotation, biological process: regulation of DNA-templated transcription. Bases 1 to 873 code for a protein of 290 amino acids.